Messenger RNA from Lemur catta (Ring-tailed lemur), 1815 nucleotides. It is a transcript of the gene TGIF2, whose product is annotated as TGFB induced factor homeobox 2. Gene Ontology annotation, biological process: regulation of transcription by RNA polymerase II. The transcript is spliced from 3 exons. Gene Ontology annotation, molecular function: DNA-binding transcription factor activity, RNA polymerase II-specific; RNA polymerase II cis-regulatory region sequence-specific DNA binding. The record is from RefSeq and is a predicted model, not a curated record. Bases 168 to 881 code for a protein of 237 amino acids. NCBI's taxonomy places the organism in Eukaryota, Metazoa, Chordata, Mammalia, Primates, Lemuridae.
UCCAGCCGCGAGCUGUCAGGCCGAGUGUCAGGCCGGGCAGGUACGCGGCGCGCUUCCCCGGCGCCCCCCGCCCCCUGCCAGGACGCCCCGCACCGAGCCUGAGGCCGCGUGGACCCCAAAGCCGCUCGGAAAAGCUUGCUAGAGGUCCAGCCUAGCCCCUAGACACCAUGUCAGACAGUGAUCUAGGCGAGGACGAAGGCCUCCUCUCUCUGGCGGGCAAGAGGAAGCGCAGGGGGAACCUGCCCAAGGAGUCUGUGAAGAUUCUCCGGGACUGGCUGUACCUGCACCGCUACAACGCCUACCCCUCUGAGCAGGAGAAGCUGAGCCUUUCUGGACAGACCAACCUGUCAGUGCUGCAGAUAUGUAACUGGUUCAUCAAUGCCCGGCGGCGGCUUCUCCCAGACAUGCUUCGGAAGGACGGCAAAGACCCUAAUCAGUUCACCAUUUCCCGCCGGGGGGGUAAGGCCUCAGAGGUGGCCCUCCCCCGUGGCAGCAGCCCCUCAGCAUUGGCUGUGUCUGUAGCAGCCCCUGCCAAUGUGCUGUCCUUGUCUGUGUGCUCCAUGCCACUCCACUCAGGCCAGGGGGAAAAGCCAGCAGCCCCCUUCCCACAGGGGGAGCUGGAGCCCCCCAAACCCCUGGUGACACCUGGUAGCACCCUCACCCUGCUGACCAGGGCUGAGGCCGGAAGCCCCACUGGUGGACUCUUCAACACACCUCCGCCCACACCCCCAGAGCAGGACAAAGAGGACUUCAGCAGCUUCCAGCUGCUGGUGGAGGUGGCGCUACAGAGGGCUGCUGAGAUGGAGCUUCAGAAGCAGCAGGACCCAUCACUCCCGCUGCUGCACACUCCCAUCCCAUUAGUCUCUGAAAACCCCAAGUAGGCAUCUGCCAGCAGGGGUGCUCGAGGCUUGAGCCAGCUGUCCUGGGUUUCCAUUUUGGUUCCCUUCCAUACAGAGGGUUUCCUAUGGAUCACUGCCAAACAUCAGGAUCAUCUCCUCUGUCCAGAGGUCUUCAGCAGGAAGACGCCAGCUGGCGUCACUGCACUGUGACAGGGGACCUCUCCUCUAAUUCUGCCGUUUCCCCAGGCCUCCCUUCAGUGGUGAGACCAAGAGAUUGGAGACGGGCAUGGUGCUGCUGCUGCUGCUUCUCCAGACGACCCCUGGAACACCUUUCUUCCAGCCUGGUUUCCUGGGCUGGGCUGGGCUCAGGAACCUUGCCAGGUUCAGACCUAUGCUGGGUCCAAGCUGCCCCUGAGCUGUGCCUCUUUCUGUCAAACCAGGUGUGGACAUUCCAAGCUCAUAAGCGUGAACAAAAGAAAAGAGGAGCCCAGCAGAUGUAACAGGACCGACUCUAGUUGAAUGUUUAGAUUUUUGCUAAACUGUGUAUUUUUCCCUUUUUGCUGUGGUUUGCAUUAAUGGCAGUAGUUAGCCCAGGUUGUGGGGAAUGAGAAUGCCUUGCGUGAUGGAGUCUGAUGAACUAGGAAUGACCCACCACUGCAGUUGGGAGUGUUUUGCAAGGAAGGAGUAUUUUUAUUUUGGGGACCAGCUAAAUCUCUGCAGUAGUGUGAAAUUCCAAGUGGUUGUUGUAUUGUUGUUGGUUUGGUUUACCAAACAAAGACAGAAAAAAAGAAGCAGCAAAAAACUUGUGGCCGUUGGCUUUUCUGCAUCAGGCACAGAAGGGGAUAAAGCCAUAGCCAAGAGAUAGUCCAACAGAAUCUGACUAAACCUUCCAGGUGCAGAGAAAAAUCAUAAAAACAGAGAGGUGUUUGGUUUUUUUGUUUUACUUACUGUAUUUUUUGGGGGGUGGGGAAGUAAG